Trichoderma atroviride IMI 206040 is the source of this 2941-nucleotide messenger RNA. RefSeq lists its product as uncharacterized. Gene Ontology annotation, molecular function: DNA binding; zinc ion binding. Lineage: Eukaryota; Fungi; Ascomycota; Sordariomycetes; Hypocreales; Hypocreaceae. Gene Ontology annotation, biological process: DNA-templated transcription. The record is from RefSeq and is a predicted model, not a curated record. Gene Ontology annotation, cellular component: nucleus.
AUGUCGGACGGCCGGGGCGGCAUCAACCGUCAGUUUCGCAACGCCCACCGCCAGAGCUUCGAUUCCGCGUCCCAGCUGUAUCCGCAGCGCGAGCCUGCUCCUGGCGGUGGGCAAGGCGAAGUACCUUCAGAUGAGAUGCUGGGUGGCAACCCUCACUUCAGCGACUUUAACUUUCCCUUCUCCGCCCUGCCCGACUCAACCGUUCUCGCCCACCAGGCCGACCCUUUCUCGCAGCACCAGGCCGGCACCAUUUCCUCCAUUCCGCCAUCACAUAGCAUGAGUGCCAUGAACAACAUGACACGCCAGUCCUUCGUGCCCAUUCUUGAUCCGCCGACGCCGAAUCUGGAACUAACCAGCAGCUCAAUGGCCAGGAUAUCGACUCCGGCGUCCAACUCCAUCACCGAUGAUGGGAAUGCAGACGACUUCGGCCUCAUGAAUCAGAAUCGUGGCGAUGGCACAGACUUGGGAGGCAAGUCCAAGGACGACUCUGCGUCGGCCCCCCCUGCCUGGAGUGAGCUCAAGACCAAGGCUGGCAAGGACCGGAAACGACUGCCGCUCGCCUGUAUCGCAUGUCGUCGCAAAAAGAUACGCUGCUCUGGAGAAAAGCCUGCCUGCAAACACUGCAUGAGGUCACGUAUUCCGUGCGUUUACAAAGUCACUACCCGAAAAGCCGCCCCGCGCACCGAUUACAUGGCCAUGCUCGACAAGCGACUGAAGCGGAUGGAGGAGCGCAUCAUCAAGAUACUCCCAAAGUCUGAUCAGGAUUCCUUAUCCUCGGUCCCCCGUGCCGUUGUCAAACCUGCCAUCCCAGGAACUGGAACAAUGACGUCAAGUAAGACAAUCACCAAGAAGCGCAAUGCUGACGAAGCCUUUGGCCGGGAUCUUGAAGCAUGGGCCAAGGCUCCCAGACCGAAGCUGCCGGAAGACCAGGCCGGCUCGCCAGAGUCCCGCGAGGCAGAAGAAAACGAGCUGCUGCGUGAAGGAAGGGAUGCUCUUCCUCCCAAGGAUGUUCAAGAGCACCUCACCGAGGUCUUUUUUGACAAUGUCUACGGUCAAUCAUAUCAUCUCCUCCAUAAACCGAGCUACAUUCGCAAACUAAAGAAUGAUACGCUACCGCCGGUGCUUGUUCUCUCUGUUUGUGCCAUCGCAGCGCGCUUCACGUCGAACCCAAAGUUUAACAACUCUUCAACCAAACAGUUUAUGCGUGGAGAGGAGUGGGCCUCUCACGCCAGAGAAAUUUGCACUAAACGAUAUGACUGGCCCAACAUAACGAUAUUGACUUGUCUCCUCAUCUUGGGCAUGCAUGAGUUUGGAACGUGCCAUGGCGGCCGUGCCUGGGCUCUGGGUGGACAGGCCAUUCGUAUGGCCUUUGCUCUCCACUUGCAUAGAGAUUUGGAAUAUGAUCCCCAGAUGCGAAAUAGGAAGAUCAAGCUGAGUUUCAUCGAUCGCGAAAUUCGUCGCCGCGUUAUGUGGGCUUGCUUUAUGAUGGACCGCUUCAACUCCUCCGGGACAGACCGGCCUCUGUUCAUCAAAGAAGACACUCUCAAAAUACCUCUGCCCGUUGCGGAGAGACAUUUUCAAUUUGAUAUGCCAGCACAGACCGAAUACCUCGACGGCACCGUUCCGAAUCAUGAGCUAAACGACCAAGAUCAAACGGGAGUGUUGCCGCGCGACAACAUGGGAGCAGCAGCCUACACUAUCCGCUCAAUAUCCAUUUGGGGUCGUGUCGUUACCUAUUUGAACCAGGGUGGAAGAGAACAGGAUGCAUAUCCAAUGUGGGACAAGAAUUCCCAGUAUGCCCAACUGGUGCGAGAUACCGAAGAGCUACUACGCUCCCUCCCGGAUUCCCUCAAAUCUACCCGCGAGGCUCUAGAGAUUCACCGCGCCGAAAGUACCGCAAGACAUCUCCUUUUCCUGCACAUGGCUAUCCAGCAGAAUCUGCUCUUUCUCCACCAAGCCGCAGUCUCUUUUUCUCGAGACCGUAUUGGCGAAGAGGCACCCAACGAAUUCAUUGCGCAGGCUAACAUGAAGACUUUCUUGGCCGCUAACAAAAUAUCCGACCUUCUCAGGGACGCUGAAGAGGUACAGUGCAGCAUAUCAACUCCAUUUGCCGGGUACUGCGCCUUCUCUUCAGCUGCCAUCCACAUCACUGGUAUCUUUUCCGGCAACCCGGCGAUGAAAGCCACAGCCGAGGUAAAUUCCAGCGUAAACGUAAGAUUUCUGCGUAACAUGAUGAAGUACUGGGGCAUGUUUCAUUGGAUGGUAGAGAAUAUCCGCAUUCAGUUUCGCAACGCCCUUGAAGCGUCCCGCACCGGUGGUCCUACCAAUGGCAGCACGGCGUCAUCGCCAAUUCUGCAGUAUUCCGAUUGGUUCAACCGCUACCCCCAUGGAGUUUCGGACACAGACUACAUGGAUCCCGCCAUGUACAGGAAGAAAGAAAAGGGCGAAGACGGCGCCUUGGAGCAGAAGUCGGAGCUGCAGUCAAUUGAAGAUUUCUUCAUGACUGUUGGACCCAUGCAGAACGAUAAAGAAGGGCCACGGGCCGGUGCGUCCAAGCGCAAAGCCCCCUUGAAGAGGACAGCCGUCGCGAUAGCAAACAACGCAGACCAGCAAAAGUCUGGCGAACAGCAUACGACGGCGGCAGCAAGUGAGCAGCAUCUCCACGAACAGAUGAGAUUAGCUAUGCAACAGCAGCAGUCUCGGCAGCCGCCCAGGUUCGCGGACACGCUCGGAGUCCAGACUACCAACCCAUCUACCUUCAAUCCCCUUACCGUCUCACAGCCACAAAAUCCAGCAUACCCUCUCAUCUCACCAAUCAGCCCUGCCAACGCCGCACAAUUUCCUCAGAGCAUGCCGUUUUCCAAUUUUUCUCAACGGAUAUGCUAUCCAUGGAUAUUGAGCCGCCAGAUACAAUGAUGCAGUCCAACUAUGGUGACUUUUC